Molecule: messenger RNA, 2534 nt
Organism: Cotesia glomerata
Lineage: Eukaryota; Metazoa; Arthropoda; Insecta; Hymenoptera; Braconidae
Gene: Npl4
Product: nuclear protein localization protein 4 homolog
Exons: 13
Coding region: 312-2288 (658 amino acids)
Biological process (GO): ubiquitin-dependent protein catabolic process
Cellular component (GO): nucleus
Molecular function (GO): ubiquitin protein ligase binding; ubiquitin binding
Source: RefSeq, a predicted model, not a curated record
UUUACUCGUUCGAUGGUGUUGGUAAUGAAACAGACGAAGAAUUAACUUGUAGAGACAAAGACAACGUGACUACUACCACAACAAAGAGGUCCUCCUGACUAUUUAUUUGUGUCUCGUGUCCUGAUGCACAUGAUGGUAUACACCUACAUAUAUAUAACAACAUAACGAGUGAUACAAGUGUUAAGGCGCACUCUAUUCUCGAUAAGAAUAACGGCGUUGAAAACAGCGCACUGGAGAUUUGCGGAUACCCAGACAAGCGGGUUUAACACACUGAAAUAAAGAACAGCUGAUGCAUCAUAGUCACCGGCGAAAUGUCAAAAUCAUUGAAACAAAUUACGCUGCGAGUUCAGUCACCCGAAGGAACAAAAAGAAUUAAUAUUGACCCUACAGACACUGUUUGUAGUCUCUUUGAAAAGGUUUAUGAAGAAUUUCAAUUGAACAGCUUUGGAUUCAGUUUAUUCAAACAAAGGAAUCACAAAGAUGAGCUUAUAUCCAACAAAAGUAAGUCAGUCUCAGCGUGUGGACUCGGCCAUGGUGACAUGCUUUAUCUUGCACCAGUUAACGGUACUCUUCUUUGGAAUACUCCCACAACUAGUACCGCAGAUUCGAAUCCAGUUCCUAUGGAUGUAACGCCGAGCACGAGUAAAGGUUUACCUUCUACAUCGACGUCAGCAGCUUCAAUUCCCGUAACUGUAAGACCUGUAACCACUACCGAGAUCGAUGAUGUGGACGAGCAACUGUGGAAAAUGGAUGGAAAAAUCCAACGUAAACGCGACGAGAAAUUAUGCAAGCACGGAGCUAAUGGUUGUUGUGUCCACUGCUCAUCACUGGAACCAUUCGAUGAAAAUUAUUUGAAAGAACAGAAUGUCAAACAUUUAUCAUUUCACUCUUAUCUUAGAAAACUCACUGCCGGAGUAGAUAGAGGUAAAUUUUUACAAUUAGAAGACAUCAGUUGUCGUAUAAAGAGAGGAUGUAAAGAUCAUCCACCGUGGCCACGUGGUAUUUGCAGUAAAUGUCAACCAAACGCAAUAACACUAAAUCGGCAGCCUUAUCGACACAUCGAUAAUGUUGUUUUUGAAAACGCGAGUUUAGUCGAGCGCUUUCUUAAUUACUGGCGAAGCACAGGUCAUCAACGCUUGGGUUAUCUGUACGGUAGAUAUGAAAUUCAUGCAGACGUUCCUCUUGGAAUACGAGCUGUUGUUUCUGCAAUUUAUGAGCCUCCUCAGGAAAGUACAAGAGACUCAAUAAAUCUUUUACCCGAUGAAAGAGAACCAUUAGUCCAAGAAUUAGCUCAAAAACUUAAUUUAAGAAGAGUUGGUUGGAUUUUUACUGAUUUAAUUGCUGACGACAUAAAAAAAGGAACUGUGAAACAUGUCCGAAACAUCGAAAGUCAUUUCCUUUCUGCUCAAGAAUGUAUUAUGGCUGGUCACUAUCAAAACCAACAUCCAAAUCCAUGUCGUUUUUCACCCAGUGGAAUUUUUGGUUCUAAAUUUGCCACAGUCUGUGUUACAGGAGACGAUAAAAACCAAGUUCACAUGGAAGGUUAUCAAGUCUCGAAUCAGUGUAUGGCACUAGUGCGUGAUAAUUGUCUAGUACCCACCAAAGAUGCUCCAGAACUUGGGUAUGUUCGUGAAUCGUCCGACAAGCAGUACGUUCCAGAUGUCUACUACAAGGGAAAAGAUUCGUAUGGAAAUGAGGUGUCUAGAUUGGCGAGACCUUUGCCUGUCGAGUACUUAUUGGUUGAUGUUCCUGCUUCUACUCCACUGACACCUCAGUUUACAUUUUUUGCAAGUGAUAAUGUCACACCUUUCCCGGUCGAGAACAGAUUGGUCGAUGGACAAAUUCAAGAAUUCACUUCUCUAUGUACGUACAUGCAGCAAUUUGGUCCCGAUCAAUUUUUUGAAGCGAUCUCAGACUUUCAUUUACUCCUUUUCAUCAUGACAAUGGACAUGUUGCCGAUGAAGGAUUACAUGUCACCUCUACUGGAGGCCAUCAGACAGAACGACAGACAAAAAGCUCUCGAGUGGGCCCGAAGCGAGCACUGGGCCACUGUGGAGCAACUGAUUUCCGCCACAACGGCGUCUCCUCCUAUGAAUUCUCAGUCAGUCUCGUUUGGCGACGACGGAAGCUCGUCUGCCGGUGCUGGGAUUGGAAUCGGAGUUGGUACCAGUUCCAGUGUCACUGCUACGUCCACUCAGUCGCUUUGGACAUGCCCUCACUGCACCUUUUUGAAUCCUGCUGAGCUGGGUUCAUGUGAAAUGUGCAGCCUCCCGAGGAUGCUUCUAUGAGAAGACUCCACCCUUGAUAAGUUAUGGAAGUAUGGCAAUUAAAUUAAUGAACAAGUGAGAAAGAACUGUAUCGAUUGAUUACAACUGAUUUAUAAAAAUUUUAUCGCGUAACAAUAAAAAAAAAUAAAUAAACAAAGCACCACAUAAUCUAACAAAUUUUAUUUGUAAAACUUUUAAUAAGUGAAAAACUGUGAUACAGGAGUGGAAAAAUAGUUUGCUUAAUUAAUAAAUUAACGAAAAAUAAAA